AUGGAGAAAGAGACGCCAGACCAGAUGACUCGCAUUGCCCGCGAGAUCUCCAUGUCGCCGUCGACAUAUGAAAAGAUCUACCUCUCGCCACCGAACAGCGACACUCGAGAGCUGCGCAAGGCCUUUGCCAAUCCGACUCCUUUAUGUCUUCUAGGCUUCAUAAUGAGCCUAGGACCCUUGUCCUGCGAUCUUAUGGGCUGGAGAGGCGCUGGGGCCAAUGGAUCCUCGUCAAUCGGUGUUUUCUUCUUCAUGGGCGGACUUCUGAUGAUUAUCGGCGGAGUCGGCGAGUUCAUCUUGGGCAAUAGCUACCCGUUCAUUGUCUUUUGCGGCUUUGGUGGAUGGUGGUUGAGCUUCGGAGCAACACUGAAACCUUCCUUCGGAGCGUACGGAAACUACUCGCCAGAUCCCACGGAUCCUGCUGCUGGGUUGUCUACCACAGGUUUUCUUGCUGGUUUCGGAUUUUUCCUCCUCUUCAUGGCCCUCUUCUGCUUGGUCUGCCUCAUCUGUUCUCUGAAGCUGAACAUCUGUCUGGUCAUCAUCCACAGUACCCUGGUCAUUUGCUUCUGCCUGCUCACAGGUUCGUUUUGGCAUUCAGCGGAAGCAGGAACAGAAGUCGCGUCGAAGUUACUGAUCGCGGGUGGAGCAUUUGGUUUCGUGUCAGCGGCGGCGGCAGGCUAUCUCUUCCUGUCGCAGAUGCUUUUGACCGUCGAAUUUCCUGUUUCUCUUCCUGUGGGCGAUUUGAGUUCGCUCUUUGCGCGUCAUCAGAACCAAAUCAAGGGAAAGGCACAAGGAGUGGAUCCUUGA
Molecule: messenger RNA, 804 nt
Organism: Fonsecaea pedrosoi CBS 271.37
Lineage: Eukaryota; Fungi; Ascomycota; Eurotiomycetes; Chaetothyriales; Herpotrichiellaceae
Exons: 5
Coding region: 1-804 (267 amino acids)
Cellular component (GO): plasma membrane
Molecular function (GO): acetate transmembrane transporter activity
Source: RefSeq, a predicted model, not a curated record